GGCGGGGCUUCCGGUUUGUUCGCCGUCUCUCUAAACCGGUGCGGAAGUCGAGUUGACUCGACUUGGAAGGUCAGAGUUUAUUUGGUCAAAGCUAUUUUUAUACAUGGACAUGGUGUAACUUAGCUUUUUGAAUCACAACCCUAAGGAGGUUUUGGACUUCUUUCCCGGUAGAAAAGGCAACUUUUACGAACGUGACCACAAAAUAAAUAGCGUGUAUAUAUUUCUGUCUCCUCAUGUCCGGGUCUAAAUGCGCGCGACUGAGCGGACAGUUGGUCCGACAAGUGUUGGACUCGGUGGACUGCGUCCUGUUCGACUGCGACGGCGUCAUCUGGCGGGGGGACAAGGCCAUCCCUGGCGCCCCUCAGGUGGUCAAACUACUCAAGCAACAUGGCAAGAGAGUCUUUUUCGUCACCAACAACAGCACCAAGACGAGGAAGAUGUACGCGGACAAAAUGUCCACGCUGGGCUUCGACGUGACCGAGGACGAGGUGUUCGGGACGGCGUACUGCUCCGCCGUGUACCUGCAGACGGUGUGCAAGCUGCAGGGUAAAGUCUACCUCGUCGGCAGCGACGCCAUGAAGCAGGAGCUGGAGGCGGUGGGGAUCCAGCAGACCGGCCUGGGACCGGACCACAUCUCCGGGAAGCAGACCGACUGGGCGAGGGUGGCGCUGGACCCGGAGGUGAAGGCUGUGUUGGUGGGUUUUGAUGAACAUUUCAGCUACAUGAAGCUCAACCGAGCCUUGCAGUACAUCACCAGGUCGGAGUGUUUGUUUGUGGGAACAAACAGGGAUUCCAGGCUGCCUCUGGAGGGGGGCACCGCUGUCCCAGGAACUGGAUGCCUGCUGCAAGCUGUCGAGACCGCAGCCCAGCGCCAGGCCGCCACGGUGGGCAAACCCAACCGCUUCAUGUUUGACUGCGUGGCUUCGAAAUUCGGCGUAGACCCCGGCCGCUGCCUGAUGGUGGGCGAUCGCCUGGACACGGACAUCAUGUUGGGCUCCAACUGCGGCCUGAAGACCCUCCUCACCCUCACCGGGGUCAGUACGGUGGCCGAGGCGGAAGCCAUUCAGAAGAGCGGCUGCGCGGAGAGGCAGGGGAUGGUGCCGGAUUAUUACGUGGAGAGCAUUGCAGACCUUCUUCCAGCCCUGCAGGGAUGAGACCACCAGGACUCAUGCGGCACAGGAAAUUGGCUAAUCUAAUCAUAGUCUUCCAUAUUACCAUCCCUAUGACUACCAUGCUUUUGUGGCGUGAUUAGAGGACACAAAAACUAUAUUUACACUAAAUCAUGUUAAGUGGGCCAUCAUGGAUCAAAUGAGCUAGAAUUAAAUAAGUACCAGUAUUAAAAUAAGAUAGUUAGCUUUAGAUUGAUUUAUAUUUCCACGUUCUACAAAUAUGUGAGAGACAAAUAAAAAAAGAAAGAUAACAUUUAUAGAAGAAAUUACUGUAUUUUUUGGACUAUAAGGUGCACUUAAAAUCCUUUCAUUUUCUCAAAAAUCGACAGUGCGACCUAUAACCCGGUGCAACUAAUGUACCCUUUAAUUCUGGUUGUGCUUACCGACCUCGAAGCAAUUUUAUUUGGUACAUGGUAUGUAAUGAUAUGUGCGGCCAGUAGGUGGCAGUCACACAUAAGAGAUACAUGUGGAUUGCAGGUUGACUGACAUAUCUUCAAUAAAUGACGCGAGCAAGUACCCGUAAGCAAAUAACACCAUUGAUUGAUUGAUUGAUUGAUUGAGACUUUUAUUAGUAGGUUGCACAGUGAAGUACAUAUUCCGUACAAUUGACCACCCGAAUAAGUUUUUCAACUUGUUUAAGUCGGGGUCCACUUAAAUUGAUACCAGACCAGAACUUUUAUGUUUCAUUGAGAAUAUAGAACAUUACACUUGUUGCUCAAAAAUCUGUCAACAUUUUUUAGUAUGACUUUGGUAAGCUACGAAGCCGCACCGCUUGAUGGAAAGCAGAGUAUUACAGAUACUGUAGUCGUACGUACUGUGUUUCAACAUAUGGGUAUUAUUAUGUGUAUAAGGAUAGGUAAAAGGUCAAACAUAAUCUAUGCAACAUUUUGACCAAAGAACCACCAUUACAUGUUAUGUAGACCACAAGGAAGCGUUUUAAAUGUAGAAAAUAAAAUCAUAAUAUGACCGCUUUAAUGCGCCUUAUAAACUGGUGCGCCCUAUGGUCCGAAAAAUACUGUAAUAUGUUUCUUUGUGGCCCUUUACAGUGAAAUGAACCACAUUUGGUAUCUUACAGCAAAAGUAUUUAUAUAAGAUUAAUUAUUAAAAUAAAUUAUUGUAGGUGGGAGACCACGGGGAAGACCCAGGGCAUGGUGGAGAGACUAUGUCUCCCAGCUGGCCUGGUAACGCCUCAGGAUCCCCCGGGAAGAGAUGGACAAAGUAGCUGGGGAGAGAGAAGUCUGGUCUUCUCUGCUUAGGCUGCUGCCCCCGCGACCCGGCUUCUUCGGAUAAGAGGAAGAAGAUAGUAUUGUUUAAUUAGAAAUAUUAAAAAUUAGUUUUUGUAAAGGAACAUUUUUUGCCGAGAUAAGUGAAACCUCAUAGUGUUUUUUUGUUUUUAAAGUAAUUUCUCGGUAUAGUGUCAGUGUUCAAUGUGUAAACUGUCCCGAUUAUUACCAGACAGUAUUUUACUAACAAGAGACAUACAUGGGAUGUCAUCACUCUGAAUAAACAACUAAA
This is a messenger RNA of Entelurus aequoreus (snake pipefish), 2684 nucleotides long. It is a transcript of the gene pgp, whose product is annotated as phosphoglycolate phosphatase. Bases 234 to 1154 code for a protein of 306 amino acids. Lineage: Eukaryota; Metazoa; Chordata; Actinopteri; Syngnathiformes; Syngnathidae. Gene Ontology annotation, cellular component: cytoplasm. The record is from RefSeq and is a predicted model, not a curated record. The transcript is spliced from 2 exons. Gene Ontology annotation, molecular function: sn-glycerol 3-phosphatase activity.